Panicum virgatum (switchgrass) is the source of this 1572-nucleotide messenger RNA. RefSeq names its product microtubule-binding protein TANGLED1. The transcript is spliced from 3 exons. Bases 131 to 1300 code for a protein of 389 amino acids. NCBI's taxonomy places the organism in Eukaryota, Viridiplantae, Streptophyta, Magnoliopsida, Poales, Poaceae. Gene Ontology annotation, molecular function: microtubule binding. Gene Ontology annotation, biological process: regulation of phragmoplast microtubule organization. The record is from RefSeq and is a predicted model, not a curated record.
CAGCGAAAAAUGUGCCACUCGCUUUCCAAUCCCCUCCCUCCCCGCUCGCCAGGAGCUCCCCUUUUGACUUCCACCUCCUCCCCCUGCCCACCUUCCGUUCCACCGCCUAGGCACAACGACGACGAGGACCAUGGUGGCCAGGAGCCCCAACGCGAAGCCGGACAGGCAGACGGCGGCCACCCUCGCCGCCGCCGCCGCUCUCAAUCCGGCCCUCGUCAGGGAGACGCUCAAGAAGGUGGACCGGUGCAUGGCGCGGCUGCAGGAGCUGCAGUACACGGUGGCCGGCGGCGCCAAGGUCGUGUCCGGCGUCAGCCUCAGCCCGCGCAGCACGCGCGGGUACCUCCGCACCAGCCUCCGGUGCAAGAAGGAGACCGUCAGGAUGAGGGGCGGCGCGUCGGCGCAGAAAAGGUCGCCGAACGGCAAGUUCGGCGGCGCGGGCGCGGGCACUGGCGGCGAAAGCGCGCAGUGGCGGCGGAUGUCGCUGCCGGCCAUGCUGCUCGGCGAGACCGUGCUGGAGAUCGUGCAGGCCAGCCAGUUCGCGCGAGACAUCGUCGCGGUGGCCGGCGGUACGAACCGGGAGCCCCCGAGAACCCCGAAGCUGGCGCCCAGCACUAGGAAGCCAGCUGCAGCUGAGCAGACGCCCCUCCGCGCGCGGCGCGCCCGGGAGAAGCAGAGCCACCGGGGCGCUGCCCCGGCACGAGGUGCAGAUGCCGUCACGCCGCCGUCGCGCGGCCGCGUGCGGUCCCGGAUCCAGUUCAAACCGGCCUCGCCGGUCGCCCUGGGCCGGCCGUCGGUGUCCGCCAACCGGGUCUCCCCCAGGAACCGGCCGUGGGCCAAGAAGGCGGUAAUGUUCCCGAACCCGACGUUCCACGCCUCCACCUCCGCCGCCGCCGACGCGUGCGCCACGCCGUCGCCGUCCAAGAAACAGAAGCGGUCCUACAAGACGCGGUCCCCAGUCGCCGCCCGGCAGACGCCACACAAGUUCCUUGUGAAGACGCCGCCGAGCGCGCUGGGGUCCAAGAUCAGGAGCCAUGGGAAGGCACUGCCCGCGAGGUCCGCCGCGGUAUCGCCGCCGCCGCCCAAAGCGCAGGCAACACCAGCCAAAACCCGGCGCUGCUCGUUCUCGCCGUCAAGGUUGGCGACAAGGCUCGUGUCGCCGAUCAAGGCGAGGCUGUCGCUGAACAGGAACAGGGACAGCGGCGGCGGUGCCGCCGGCGGCCCGAUGAGCGGGCUGAAGCAGCGGCCGGGUGUCAGCAUGACCGUGGUGCGGACGGUGUCGAGCAGGAUAUCGUCGAGGUGAUCUUGGUGUCAGUCUUCAGCGUCUUGCGAAGUAUUGGCCGGGAGUUCAGAUUGCAGAGUAAGAAGAGAAUUGAGUGGCUCUCCUGAAUAAGAUACUCUUCUGGGAAAGAAAUUCCUUUCUUGGGGGUGCUUGUACACACACAUAACGCUUAUAUGUAUUUUUUCUGUGAAUCUUGGUGAUAAUACAUGGUGGUCUUCUCGACCGUAUAAUCCAAAGGCAAAAUGGACAAUCGAAAUGCCGAUUUUUUAGAAUGAAAUGUCAAAACUACAAUG